Cucumis melo (muskmelon) is the source of this 3220-nucleotide messenger RNA. RefSeq names its product importin subunit alpha-9. Lineage: Eukaryota; Viridiplantae; Streptophyta; Magnoliopsida; Cucurbitales; Cucurbitaceae. Gene Ontology annotation, molecular function: protein binding; nuclear import signal receptor activity. The transcript has 13 exons. The record is from RefSeq and is a predicted model, not a curated record. The coding region runs from base 1696 to 2967 and encodes 423 amino acids. Gene Ontology annotation, cellular component: nucleus; cytoplasm. Gene Ontology annotation, biological process: NLS-bearing protein import into nucleus.
AAUCGGCCGUCAUUUGGUACUUGGCCCGCGAAAAUUCUAUUCAGAUUUCUUCGAUUGCGCCGUUCUAUAGAGUUUCAAUCCAUUUCCUACUUCUCUUCUGAAUACAUCCAUUCCAUGGCGGACUCUAGCCUCCCUUCCCCAAGAAGAGAUUCUAUCAAGUCUUCUGAUUGAUUUCUUGCUGCUAUGUGUUCGAGUUUGAGGAAUAUUGUUGACGCUGUUCGCCGAUGACUGAAAUUGGUGCACCUGCGUUCGACAUUUGGGGGUGUUGCUGCUCAUCGAAGACGACAGCAUGCGGUUGCGGUGGGAAAGGAAAGAAGAGACUUGUUGGUGCGCGCGAAGCGCUUCUGCAGAAUUGGGAUUGGUGAUGCUGCUUCUGCUGUUGACAAUGAAAUGAUAAUGGACGAAGAGUUGUCAAUUUUGGAAGUUCAAACUUCUUCAGCAGUGGACGAGCUAAAAUCCGCAGUUGCAUACCAACUUGAAAUGGGCACCAAGGUGGGAAUUGGGAAAUCAUUCCUAAUCGUUGCUGGAAGCACAGAUAUAGGAGGAAUGAACUGAAUUGUGAAAAGGAUAUCAAUGUCUUAAAAAUUUUCUUAACAGAGCAAUUGUUUUUUUAGGAAACGAAACAUUUUAUUGAUGGAAUGAAAUAGGGGCCAAGGCCCGAGCACCCGAAGGCGAUUAUAGGAAAAGAUGCCAAUGAGAAAAUUUUAAUUUUCUUAGGAUAACGAUCCAACCAAAUACCGAAUAGACCUCCGAAGCAUGGCUAGUAUCAUUUCUUGCCAAAUCAUCGCUAAGAGAUUUGACCAAGAAAGAGGAAGAAGGGUCGAUAGUCUAAAUCCAGGAGGCAGAUACCUCAUGAAAAGAAACAGACUGUAAAUGCUGUGAUAAAGCCAUCCGUUCAACAAUUUCAGAAUCAGUGAGAUUACGACGAAGACACAAAUCCCAAGCAGCAGCAUCCUCAACCCAAACACCAGCCACCUUGAUAUUCGGAAAACAAGCCAAACAAAAGAGGUGAGGGAAAACGCUUGGGGAAAUACCACAGUUAAGCCAGGGAGCCUUCCAAAAAGAGAUAGAUUUACCAUUACCAAGAUGAUGACGAGUGCGGCUAGGCUGGCUACCAAAUCUGUAGUCUGACAAAUGAACUUCGACGGAGAUUUUGAUGAACCCCGAAUAGAUGAGUUGUCUCCACAGGGCAUUAGAAUCAUGCAAAAACCACUAGAUCCAUUUGGCAAGAAGGGCAUGAUAAACAUGAUAAUUACCCAUACCCAAACCGCCAAUCAGACAAGCAUGCUAUGUAGUCUCCCAAUUUUCAUUAUGCAUACCAUCCUUGCCUUGAGCAAUGAAGCACCAUCCCAGAAGAAAUCACGAAUCAACUUCUCCAAAGAUUGGAUAACACCAAAAGGAGCAUGAUAAAGAGAUAAAUAAUAUGUAGGCAAGCACGAGAGAGAAGCCCAAAUCAGCAUAUGAUGACACCCAUUAGAUACACAGGCAUAUUUCCAAUUGUGAAGCUUAUGAUGUAUGCGCUCAAUAACUGGCUGCCAAAAAGCAUAAGAUGUAGAGUUACCACCUAAAGGCAAGCCAAGGUAAGUAGAGGGCCAAUGACCAAACCACAACGAAAGGAGCACGCCAAAUGUUGUUCUUUUGUCUUUAUCAUGCUCCUUCUGCUGUUAUCCAGAAGAGCAAUGGGGAAAAGGUGCAAUGCAGAAGAGAAUUCACGCCCUUCGAGAACUAAGACGCCUGUUAUCUCGAUCAGAAUUCCCUCCAGUUGAAACUGCUCUUAAAGCGGGAGCGGUAUCCUUGUUGGUGCAGUGUCUUUCAUUUGGUUCCCCUGAUGAACAGUUGCUUGAGGCGGCUUGGUGCUUAACGAACAUUGGGGCUGGGAACCCUGAAGAGACCAAAUCUUUGUUGCCAGCAAUACCAUUGCUUAUUGCUCAUCUUGGAGAAAGAAGUUCACUGCUUGUUGCAGAGCAGUGUGCAUGGGCAUUAGGAAAUGUUGCUGGUGAAGAAAAGGAGUUGAGGGAUAUUCUGCUUUCGCAAGGUGCUUUAUUACCUCUUGCCAGAAUGCUGCUACCAAACAAAGGUUCAUCCGUUAAAACAGCUGCUUGGGCACUAUCCAACUUAAUCAAGGGACCAGAUUCCAAGGCUGCUACAGAACUAAUUAGAAUCGAUGGGGUGUUGGAUGCCAUUAUUAGACACUUAAAAAAAGCGGAUGAUGAGUUGGCAACUGAAGUUGCCUGGGUAAUUGUGUAUCUGUCAGCACUCUCAGAUGUUGCUAUCAGUAUAUUGGUGAAGAGUGAUGUUGUCCAACUACUUGUGGAAAGAUUAUCAACGUCAAAUAGUUUGCAAUUGCUUAUUCCGGUGCUUCGAAGUUUAGGGAACCUUGUGGCAGUGGAUUCACAUACAAUUUCUGCUAUUCUCAUUCCUGGAAGUGAAAUUACAGGUAGUGUUGUAGAAGUCCUGAUAAAAUGCUUAAAAAGCGAGCACCGAGUUUUAAAGAAGGAGGCAUCUUGGGUACUGUCUAACAUUGCUGCUGGUUCCAUGGAGCACAAGCAAUUGAUAUACACCAGUGAUGCUGUACCCUUAUUGAUUAGACUUCUUUCAUCGGCACCAUUUGAUGUACGAAAGGAAGUAGCAUAUGUAUUGGGAAAUCUCUGUGUUGCGCCUAAUGAUAGUGACGGAAAAGCAAAACUUCUAGUUGAAAACUUGGUUUCACUUGUUGGCAGAGGAUGCCUUGUGGGUUUCAUUGACUUGGUAAGAUCUGUCGAUACAGAGGCUGCAAGGCUAGGAUUUCAAUUCUUGGAGAUGGUAUUGCGAGGAAUGCCAAACGGGGAGGGUCCAAGGCUCGUUGAGCGAGAGGACGGGAUAGAAGCAAUGGAAAGAUUUCAGUUUCAUGAAAAUGAAGAGUUGAGAAACAUGGCAAAUUGUCUGGUCGAUAAGUAUUUCGGUGAGGACUAUGGUCUCGACGAGUAGACAGUCGAGGCUUACUUAAGCUCUCACAGUUUUCACAAUCAAAAUUGCAUAGCUCUGUCGGCGUUGCACUCAAGUCUACUAGAUGCUUUAUGAAAUUCAGCAUCCAUGGAGAAAGGUAGAGUUGAGCUUUCGGAAUUAUCUUUGUUUAUUUGCAACUUUCCAGAUGAGUUUGAUCAGAGCCUAUCUUAAUUAUGCUGUAAUAUCUCGCACACGUCUUUACUAUUAAGGAAAAUGCAUUGCAAAAUUGGAUAAA